CAGAGGAUGGAUAUGUUCAACUGCAAUUGUUAACGCUGGGCUUGCGGGUUGUUUGCCAUGGCGGCCUUUUCGCAUUCUUUGAGGGAUGGCCGAGACUCGGUGCUAUCUAAUGGCUCGUCCAUGAUUCCUCACGACGCGGAAAUCAUCGAAAUAGAUGACGAUAGCGAUGGAGAGGUCCAGGAUAAAGAGGUGCCUAUGAACGAAGAUGAUGAAGAGAUAAGCGAAGGGGACGAAGACGACGAGGAGGACGAAAUGGAGGAAGAGGAAGAUUAUGACGAGGAUGAGGACCACGAAAUGAGGUUCGAAAAUGGCGAAGAGGAUGAAGCUGAGGAGGAAGAAAGUGUCAGAGAUUACCACGAAAACGGAGAAGAAGCUGAAGAGCUUCCUAGUGAGUAUGGCGGGACCAAUGGGACUCACUCGAUUGAAGAGCCGUAUCCCAACUGGAAAGCCAGGAUAGAAGGCCAUACACCGCGAUCUCCGGCAUUUACUCCCUCGAAUUUACUCAGCUCCGACAUUAAGCAGACUCUACACCCACUGCAAGAUAUGGCCGAGCGCGUCCUCAAGCAAAUCGAAUCAUUUGCGCAUAACCUAGAUCAGUUUCGACGACAGUCUCCUACCCCCCAUGACCCUAGAGCAUUUCGCGAAGCGUGCAAAUUGGUCAAAACCUACCAAUCUAUAGCUGAAAACAAUGCCCGCGACCUCUCGAAAGCCGACCGAUCUCAAAAACCAAAGAGAUCGACCCAAGAAGAAAAGGAAAGCGAGAAUGUAGCGGACGAGGUCGAGGAACAGAUAGCGCGCUGGCAGCGUGAGGCGGAGACUUGGGAUUUACUAUCCCAGCUCCUUUUGAUCGCCGAUCCCGAGACACGAGAGCGGGCAGAACAAUGCCAAGAAACCGCUUUACAGUCUCUCCAUAGGUACUCUUCCGACCAAGAAGUCUGGGAAAAAUUCCUUGAAACCGAUCUUUUUGCCCGUGAGUGUGUUAUCGUCCUGCAAUGGCUUGAGAAGACCGCAAGGUCGGCGAAGGGACGAGAUUCUGUUGUCUCCGAAUUGGACAAGGACACCGACCGUGACCAAGGGUUAUGGGCUCAUGGUUGGCUCUACACAAAAGAAACCAUUAAAGGGGCAAAACGUUUACGAUCUUGGCCCCAGCCGUUGGAUCCAGAGGACUCUCGCGUGACGUCGUCACUGCUAGGAUCAGAGCGGCAAGCACCUUUAAUCACGCAACUGGACCCUGAUGCAAUUAUUCGGCAGGGAUUGGGGCUACAGAAACAGGAUCAGGUUCAUGAACAAGCAGCGUGGCUGACCUGUUGGAAGAUGCUAAGGUCAGGCCGGAGUUGGAGUGAAAUUCGGGCUUGGUCUCAAGAACGCCUUGAAAGCUGGAGAGCCAUUAGCGUUUUUGGCGCUAGCUUGCACCCAAAUUCAAAGUCUACUAGCCUCCCUGAUACUGGCCUUUCCCGAAUGAUGAGCUGCCGGUCUCAGCAAUCUUGGAAGUCUGCGUGUUCCGUUCUGGCUAGUGAUCCCCAUGUCGAUAGAUAUGAAAGGGCCGUCUAUGCGUUACUUUGUGGUGAAACCAAGCCAGCGUACGCGGUAUGCCAGAGUUGGGAUGAUUUUCUUUACGUCUUCUACAACCAUAUGGUACUUAGCCGAUACAGCGACUUUUGCAAGCAGUUUCUUCGGAAACUCGGUCUUCCCUCCAACACGAAGGUCCUUGUUAAUAUCGAACCUGCCAAUCACGAUGGCAUCCGUUAUUUUCUAUCCAACAUUAGAAAAGAUGAGCGGUUUGCAGAGGAGUCAAAAAACUUCUACCGCCAGAUUCAGGCAGCAAUUUUAAGCCAGAAUUACGAUUACUUUUUUUAUAACCACGCAAUCGCGAAAUCGAAGUACGUGGAGCAUAUCAACGGGCCGAGUUUAUUACCAUUGCGACCACCCCCUGGCAUGACACAAGACCCUCUGUUAACUGCCCCUGACGAUGAAUCUUCGCUGCGCAUUAUUGCUCAUCUAUAUUUACUGUUGAGCUUCGUUGGAAUUUUCCGUGUUGAAUCUCAUCUCCUGGACCAGUAUGGUCUUAAUGUGAUCAAAUAUGUGGAAGUUCUCCGAGAAAAAGAUAAGAUGGACCUGAUACCUCUCUAUGCAUCUCUAUUGCCGGAGACUAUGGGUCAAGCCACCCUCGGGAUAGUCCUGAUCAAUGUACUGGGCGAAGGCGAACGACAAGUUUUGCUACAGAGGAUGAGAGCUUUCGGAAUUAAUGUUUCCGGUGUUUUGAGCUGCCAAUGGCAGUGGGCUCUCGCUGGAACGGAUAUUGAUGUUAAGAAACCUAUCAAGAUCGCGGGAAAAUUUGUAACUGAACAAAAGCCUGGAUCGAUUUCUGCCCUGAACAAGGACAUUAUUGGUCGAGAUGUGCCUCUAAGGCAUGAACGAUUAAUCCGCUGUAUGGAGUGGUACAGUUUUGUUGGCACUGAAUGGCCAACUUUAUGCGUGAACAUCGCCUACCUGUACAAACGAUUCCUCAGGCGUACGCAGCUCGCGACUGCGCGUGAGCUGUGGAAACGCAUACAGUUCUCGCAAAUCCCGGUUCCUCCAGAGUUCAACCUAAUAGCUCUGAAAGUUGAUGCCAAUGCCGAUUCUGACAUCAAUCAAUCGGCCGAUAAUCGACCCGCCAGUCCCGUCAAAGCUGGUCGCUCAAAAAGUCCCCUCAAGUCAGCAGCUUAUCAUCGACAGCACCUUUCUUCGAUGAGCUCAGGCAAGACAGUUGCUGAACAGUUAUGUAUACAUGCACGGACCGUGGAAGACCUGGAAUUACUCAUCAGCACAUUGGAUGCCAUGGAACGCUGGGGUAACCUUAGUGAUGAGUACCUUGAACUCUCCAAUCCGGAGCGAAAAAGAGAAUUCCAGCAAAUGUUGCAGCAGGCCAUCGACGACGUUACAGAGAACGUCAAUCCUCUUUGUCAGGAUUGGCUUUGUCGGCCAUUAAAUGAGGAGGAAGCCGCCGAAUUUGACUUGAUACGGACUGCAUACCUCCCGGAAAUUAUCCUCAUGUAUCACAAUUCUCUUUAUCUCGCUGGAUGCACCAUUGGUCGUGAAAUUCUUGCCCAGUGCAUGAGUCUUUCAAUCGCGAUUGCAGGGUCACAGACUCUAACUGAAUGCUUUGUGUCGGCGGGCCGAAUGCGCGAGCUAGCCCGCGCUUUGGCUAUGUCUAGUAUGGCUAUUAUGACCUUAAAGGACCCUAAAUUAAAGAAGAAACUUCCGCGAAACGCAACGCUUGAUAUUUGGAAGAUUAAGCCUAUCGAGGAAGAUGCUGUUGGUCUUACUCAACACUGGAAAAAGGGCUAGUUAGGCUGUGUCAAGAAAUGGGAUCUGGAAUGUUCUGGGAUUUGUUUUCUUUGUAUAGCAUUUUCUUUUCUAGGCCUUUGCUCUGGUAUACUCUCGCGAACAAUAAUGUUUUUCUGGGAGAUAGACAGCGGAUUCGGCAUGAAGGUGACAGUGGAAAACAACAA
This is a messenger RNA of Coccidioides immitis RS, 3494 nucleotides long. Its product is annotated as nuclear pore complex protein. Lineage: Eukaryota; Fungi; Ascomycota; Eurotiomycetes; Onygenales; Onygenaceae. Gene Ontology annotation, biological process: protein import into nucleus; regulation of DNA-templated transcription; mRNA export from nucleus. The record is from RefSeq and is a predicted model, not a curated record. The transcript has 6 exons. Bases 58 to 3330 code for a protein of 1090 amino acids. Gene Ontology annotation, cellular component: nuclear pore; nuclear pore outer ring. Gene Ontology annotation, molecular function: structural constituent of nuclear pore.